CGAGGCAUUCGGUAAAUAGGUUGACGAAGAUUUGGUUUUUACGUCGAACAAGUCAUUGAGUAAUCGUUUAGUUCACAACAGUCAAAUGGGGAAACAUCAUAAGGAUUCGAUACUUCCCACAAAUUCAAGAGGCAUACAGUUAAAAGCAGAUCCUAUUUACACGAUAAAAUUUGACAGGGUAAAGCUAUCUAUUUGGUGGUCUACAAAGAUUCUGGAGCUUAUCAGGAAGUUUAUCGCUAUUGCCUUCAUAACUUGCUUUGUUUGGACUCUUUGGAACCUUCCCCAAGCUAACAGCUAUCCAGAUAGAACAUGCCCAGCGUUAUCAUACCAAAUUCUUGGUAAACAGAAUACGACAAUCAGAUGCCAACCUUGCUCUGAUUGUCCCCCGGGGCGACAACUAACUCCACCAUGUGGUAGCAAAAUACAGCAAAACGCCGUAAUAGCUUGCACAGUAUGCCCGUCGAAUGCCUACAAGGAUAGCCAAGGCCGAGGCAUUUGUCUCCCAUGCCAGAAAUGUAGUCCGAAACAAACCAUCAGUCCAUGUUUAGCUUGGAAAAAUGCACGAUGUGGACCCUGCCCUCGUGGAACGUAUCCUUGGAAUAAGACAGAAAAUGUUUGCAAAAAAUGUUUUAAGUGUUGCGGGACGAAACGCCUUGCUACACUGGAGUGUAUUAAUCUAGGGCAAUGUUUAAGAACAAACUGCACCCUAGAAAUAAAAACCAAGGGAAGCGAUCCUCAAAUGUUGGCUUUAUAUCCCCCGAGGCUUAACACUCCCAAGAGAAAGACACCCUCAAACUCAGGGCCAAUUCAAAAUGUCCGUAGCAGUAACACUUCAGAAAACCCACCAAAAUCGGCAUUUAAUGUACAGGAGAUGUUAAAAAGAACGAGGGUUACACGAGAGGUUCAACAAGCCCUGGAAAGAAGUGGAAAUGAAAUGGCUACCGAACAAACCCCUUCGCUUCCAAGCAUUUCGCGCGCUGCAGUGGCUAACGCCAAACAUUCGAACGAGAGCUUUGGAACCACUUCCAAAGAAAUGAAUGUUAUGGAGACAAAACUUCAAACCGCUUCAAAUUACUUUGGAAUAAACUUCACAACACUUGUGAAAACUCUAACUGUACUUGUAGCCAUACUUAUUUUGGCGCUGAUUUCAGUGAGCGUGAUGAUAGCAUGCUUCUGUUGUAAAAGGCAAAGUAGGUGUGAAGUGAUUUGUUGUAUAAAGAUAAAUCCGACAAGUGCAGAAGAAUACAAGUCGCUAUUGGGAGAUAAUACAUAUCAAACCGGUCUCUAUCAAGGAGUCACCCUUAACAGAGGCAAUUUGGAAGGCACACUUUCAAAGGAAUACACAACUACUUCUGACCUUGAAAGUGUUCGUUUAUCAGACAUAUCGCCUGAUCUUGAGGACAUAAUCGUAAAGACACUUGAAGUGACGUGCAGUGGACAAUACGGCUGGAAAAAAGUGGGCAAGGUAUUGGGGGUAAAUCAGGAUAACCUUAAUUACUGGGAAAACUUAAAGUCCAUGGAAAAGCCUGCUACUGGACAACUGUUGGAAACAAUCAAAGCGACACACCCGGAAUUCACAAUUAUUGACCUUAUGGACACCCUAAGGAGCCCAGAGGUGCAGCUUCCAGAGGUUGCUUUGCGUAUCCAUCAACAUUUGCGCAGUGCAAGGAGGUAAAUGAUGUGCCUUCAAAAAGAAAGUAAACAGAACUUAAAGCGUAUGAAGUGGAUGGUGAUAAUAACUGAGAGCUCUUACACUACAUGUAUCAUAACAUAAAUACUCAGAGUACAAAAAAAGUCAUACACUUGUGCAUGUACAAUAUUAUGUAGUUUCAAGUUCACUUGGUGAAGACUCUGGGGUUUAUGAAUAAUAAUUUACAGCCCCCUGUAUGGGGCCAAUCAAAACCACUUACAUCUGAAAAUAGUUUAGAAUUUUGAGGAAGAAGUAAAUGUAAACAAAUCAUUCAACCUGAUCACAUUUUUGUCUCUAAGGAAUUAAGACUGUCCAUUAUGUGAUGAUACAACAGGUUACAUCUCAAAAGUUAAAAUAGAUGAAUUUACAAAGUACAUGACUUUGUACAUUAGUGUAUAUGAAAUAAGUAAUGGUGUAGAGAAAGAAGCACAUUACCUAUGCUUCUGAUACAGUAAAUUAUAACAAAUUUUUGAGAUUCAUAUUUUUGUAAAAGGGUUAAGGGGUUUGAAGACAUUUAAUAAGCACAACAAUGAUUACAACAGUAAUUUGCAGUAAUGAUAGAUGAAUGGUCACCAUUUUAGUUGUGAAAUUAAACCUGAGAAUGUUUCAAGCUUUUUUACUAUGCUUAAAACAAUCUUCUUGGAAUAUGUCAUAACCAAACAUAAAAAACAUUGUUGAAAUUAGUUAUUAUAAAAACCAUAGAGCACCUACGUUAUUCUAAAAAAAUAAAAAAACGAACAAAAAAAGAACAUA
Pocillopora verrucosa is the source of this 2443-nucleotide messenger RNA. RefSeq lists its product as uncharacterized. Gene Ontology annotation, molecular function: coreceptor activity; death receptor activity; nerve growth factor binding. Gene Ontology annotation, cellular component: plasma membrane; cell surface. Gene Ontology annotation, biological process: Rho protein signal transduction. Lineage: Eukaryota; Metazoa; Cnidaria; Anthozoa; Scleractinia; Pocilloporidae. The record is from RefSeq and is a predicted model, not a curated record.